AGUAUAAGUGUAACAUACGUAAUCUACCGAAGUAGCUACAUUAUUCUGAGGCAACGAGUUAUGAUUUUAUUAUUUAAUUUGAAUACUCACUGGGUGAGCAAAAUAUACAAGCAAAGUGAUUACAUUCCAGUUGACCUUGAGAGAACUCGACACAAACACAUUUUCGCUUAGUUUCUUAUCAUUUUAUCUUCUGUAGUAACAGAGUGAAGAACUCUUGAUUAAAAAAAAUUAAAAAAUACAUUUUGGGUGUUCUUGUUCUUCACCUCACCCUCGUCUGCUGUGGAGUGUUGACGGUCAGCUGUUUAUUUGACGUUUGACAAGCAAAACAACCAUAGCCGGCGAAAGUGAUCAGAGUGAUCUAUUUGCAUUAUAAAAGCAAAUUAAUAAAAUGGUAAUGACAUCAUUAGGACGAAAUCUAGUGCUUAGAUUGAAAUUUAACACAUACGGAGCACCAAAAAGACAUAACUUCGAUGUUGUCAAGCCUUUGUCAUGUGCAAAGUACAGUACUUCAAGUAGAAACACUAAAGUUUACGAGGAUGUAGUUGAAGCAGUUGGUGAUAUUAAAGAUGGGUCAAAACUUUUGGUUGGUGGCUUUGGUCUGUGUGGAAUACCAGAAAAUUUGAUUCAAGCUGUGAACAAAAGGGGCGUUACUGGUCUUACAGUAGUUUCUAAUAAUGCAGGUGUUGAGAACUUUGGUUUGGGUAUAUUACUGAAGAGUAAGCAGAUUAAGCGUAUGAUCUCAUCAUAUGUUGGAGAAAAUGCUGAAUUUGAGAAACAAUAUUUAACAGGAGAGUUAGAGGUUGAGUUGACUCCUCAAGGAACAUUGGCUGAAAGAAUCCGAGCUGGUGGUGCCGGUAUACCAGCCUUUUUUACACCAACAGGAUAUGGUACCCUUAUUCAAGAAGGUGGAGCACCUAUCAAGUAUGGUAAAGAUGGCAAAAUUGAUAUACAGAGUUCGGCUCGUCAUGUUCAAAAAUUCAAUGGUAAUGAUUAUGUUAUGGAAGAAGCAAUCACAGGUGAUUUCGCUUUAGUCAAGGCAUGGAAAGCUGACAGGCAUGGUAACCUGAUUUUCAGGAAAAGUGCCCGUAACUUUAACCCUGCCAUGUGUAAAGCUGCACGUAUAACCAUAGCUGAAGUUGAAGAAAUUGUCGAUGAAAUUGAACCUGAUACAGUUCAUGUACCAUCAAUAUUUGUGCACAGAAUUUUCAAGGGCAACAAAUUCGAAAAAAGAAUAGAGAGAAGAACAGUCACCAAACCUGAGUCUCAGAAGGAGAAGAAAGCAUCAGAUUUGAUGCGAGAGAGAAUAAUCAAAAGAGUUGCACUGGAAUUUAAGGAUGGAAUGCAUGCAAACCUUGGAAUUGGUAUGCCAAUGUUGGCCAGUAACUACAUACCUAAAAAUGUGAAACUUUUAUUGCAAUCUGAAAAUGGUAUCCUUGGACUUGGACCCUUCCCUACUGAAGAAAAUGUGGAUGCAGAUCUGAUUAACGCUGGAAAAGAAACUGUGACUGUAGUUCCUGGAGCGUCCUAUUUCUCAUCUGAUGACAGCUUUGCAAUGAUUCGAGGAGGUCAUAUUGAUUUGACUAUACUUGGAGCUAUGCAAGUCUCCCAGUUUGGUGAUCUUGCAAACUGGAUGAUUCCGGGGAAAAUGGUAAAGGGCAUGGGUGGAGCUAUGGAUCUAGUGUCGGCGCCACGUACAAAAGUUGUCGUUACAAUGGAGCACACUGCUAAAAAUGGAAGUCACAAAAUUCUUCCUGAGUGUUCACUGCCACUCACAGGAAAGAACUGUGUGGAUAUGAUUAUUACUGAAAAGUGUGUGUUUGAAGUGGACAAGGAAAAAGGUCUGAUCUUAACCGAACUGGCCGAUGGAGUCACAGUUGAAGAUAUUCUUGUGAGUACGGGCUGUGAGUUCAAUGUAUCACCAGACCUGAAGAAAAUGGGGGACAUUACUGAGGUUCAUUAAAAAUAAAAUAAUCCUUGCUCAUCUCAUGAGACUGGAAUGCUAAGUCAAAAUCAUACAUAGCCAUAUUCUAUUAUCUUACUGGAAAUCUCGUAAUAAUUACAACUUAGACUUAGCUUUCAUUAUGCCAGAAUUUAUAGUUCAAAUGAAUUAAUUUUGAUUUUCCCGAUAUUAAGACUAUAUUUACAGAGUUAGGUACUUUUUAAAAUUAAGUUUAUAAAAAUAAGUUUUGUUACAAAAUAUUAUUACAUUGUUAGAUAAGCAGUGUAAAUAAACCCACAAUUAUUUUACUCAAUGCUCAUUUUAUGUAAAAAAAUAUUUAAUAAGUUACAGAACUUUAUUGAGUACCUAGGUAUAUAUUUUUUAUUGUUUACAUUUUGUAAUUACACUCGACAUCAAAUAAAUCGCACCUCCCGCGAGAAGCAUUUUCAAACGUAUGCUUCCCCACUUCCCACCAAUAUUGGCACCAUUUGAAAGCCUAGUUCUAACCUUCAUUUCAUUAAAGGAAAGGUUUUUACCCCAAAAAUGUGUCUUUAGAAGGAUCCAGAGUCACUUCUUCAAAAAAUAGGUAGUUACGCUAGAGCCAACUUUUAUGGCUAUAAAACUAUUAAGUUGGGAUCAAUGAUAUUAUAUAAAAACAAAAGCAGAUAUGUUAUAAGUAGAGAUGAAACGGAUAGUUGUUUGGCCGGAUACCGGAUACCGGAUAUCCGGCCAGCUGCUAGGCCGGAUAGCCGGAUAUCCGGCGGCCGGAUAGUUGGCCCAUUGUCUCGUUGCAUGUCGUGACGAGUUGAGCGCCGCACAGGUGCUUCGAACGCGAUCAGUGGGUCUAUUAGUAGACUAGACUAGUCACACUUUUCGAAAAUCGAAUCCGUCCGAAUAUAGUGUCAGAUUUUGCCACUUGUCAGGGGGCAGAUCAAUUCGGGUGAUUUCGGUUGCUAUCGUGAGUGUGUGAUUGAAUAGCGAAAAUUAAAUUAGUUUACUUGUUGCGUAAUCUGACUGAACUGCAUCAUGUCAUCAGACCAUCAGUGAAGAAGAGAUCGCCUUUUUUAUUUGCAAUAUUUCGAUAUUAACAGAUAUUUACUAUUUAUGUUUAUUAGAGUGAAUAAAUAGCCCAGAAAGAGAAAUUAGUUUUUUGAAAGGCUUUAAAUAUUUUUAUUUUUUUAAAUAAAUAUCCUUGGACAUUUUUACACUGCGCCUCUAGUCCCAAACUAAGCAAAGCUUGUACUAUGGGUACUAGACAACGGAUAUAAACAUACUUAAAUACUUUUUUUUUGUAAAUACAUACAUAUUAUACAUAGAAAACACCCAGACCCGUCACAGAAAUUGAAAUUUAUCGUUUCAAUUUCUGCCCGGCCGGGAAUCGAACCUGGGACCUCUCGGCAUAGUAGUCCGUUCUGAACCACUACACCAAACGGCCGACUAAACUUUAAUAUGGCUUUUGUAACUUUUUAGACUUUUUAAUGUGUUUCAUUUUAUUAAUUUAGGAAAUUGUCGUAGUUUUUUAAUAUCCGGUAUCCGGCCGGAUAGUGAGCUACUAUCCGGUAUCCGGCCGGAUAGUAAAUUUAGGCCGGAUAUCCGGCCUACCGGAUAGUUACCGGAUAUCCGUUUCAUCUCUAGUUAUAAGCGCUCGCGCUGUGAAUACUCAAAUACGUCCCAAUUGGGACGUCUUGUGUUUAGUCUUCGUGUGGCCUGCGUCGUGCGCAAUCGCGUGUGUACCACACCGUAAGUUCCUGUGUUCUUACCAAAAUAAAUAAAAAAUGCCAUCGUGUGUGUUUCGAAAGUGUACCAAUUAUGACUCUAAAGUAAACAAAAUACAAGGGAUCUCUUACCACAUGUGAUUAUGCAAAAUUAUUUAGUAUUUAUAUUUUCAAUUAUUUAUGCAAACAAUCAAGACGCCAUGCGCCAUGUUCAAGUUAAGAAAGAGAAAGCGAUCUUGUUUUGACGUUAGAGCGAUAAGGAUGCGUGCGCUGCGGACAUAGAUUAGUUAGUGCAGAAUCGUUAAAACUAUAGCUAUCUCUUUCAUUUGCGUGCUAUUUCGUAUCUUUUGUUUCACUUAUCAGUUACAUUUGUCAAUGUGUGCAAUUUGGAAUAGCUCGGCACGGAUUAAAAUCGUAAUUUCUAUGAACGUAACAUAUCUAUAGUUCUGUAAUAUCAUUGGUUGGGAUUAAUCGCUAUCCAUCUGUUAAAGAGGACACGUGAGAUCAUUAUUAUUUUGGUUUUAUAACCAUAAAAAUUGGUCUAAUUGAUUCCAUAGGUGGGCCUUAAGGUGGUAUUAAGAAAUUAAAUGUGUUUUUAUUUAAGGAUAUUUAUUGGGCUUUCAAAUAACACCAAUAUUGUUGGGGCACCAUGAUUGUGUCAGAAGAAAAUCGUUAAAAUUCGCGUCGCGGAAGGUGCGGUUUAUUUGAUGUUGAGUAUAGAAAGAAAUAAUUCUAUUUUAUAUCGGCAGACUACUGUACUGUAAAUCGUUAUUUUAUUUUUACUGACAUUAAAUAAUAUUGUUAAUAAAA
Ostrinia nubilalis (European corn borer) is the source of this 4464-nucleotide messenger RNA. RefSeq names its product succinyl-CoA:3-ketoacid coenzyme A transferase 1, mitochondrial (gene SCOT). Lineage: Eukaryota; Metazoa; Arthropoda; Insecta; Lepidoptera; Crambidae. Gene Ontology annotation, cellular component: mitochondrion. The transcript has 9 exons. Gene Ontology annotation, biological process: ketone body catabolic process. Bases 389 to 1960 code for a protein of 523 amino acids. Gene Ontology annotation, molecular function: succinyl-CoA:3-oxo-acid CoA-transferase activity. The record is from RefSeq and is a predicted model, not a curated record.